Trametes versicolor FP-101664 SS1 is the source of this 2255-nucleotide messenger RNA. RefSeq lists its product as uncharacterized. The transcript is spliced from 2 exons. The coding region runs from base 240 to 1793 and encodes 517 amino acids. The record is from RefSeq and is a predicted model, not a curated record. NCBI's taxonomy places the organism in Eukaryota, Fungi, Basidiomycota, Agaricomycetes, Polyporales, Polyporaceae.
CGCCGCUCCAGGACUCAGGCAACCUCGCCGCCACGGGUUCCAUUCACUCCGUCGACAAGCCGCCAUCUAUCAUCCGCAGGCACAUCAACCUCUCCUCGCCCCUCUCCAAGCUCACUGCGAAGCUGUCGACCAGGUCGCGGACCUCGAACCUCGCCCAUGCGCCCAUAAGUAAUGUGGGCGUUCCAUUCGGACGUUGGCGGAGUCGGUCGCCGUCACCUGCGCCGUCGCUGGACAUCCGCAUGCCCACUGGCCUCGGACGGCGUGCCAGCGAGCUAGGAGAGCGCGAGGAUAUCGAGGAGCCAUGUCCACCACACACGAGGAAACGCAGCAUCAGCCUACCCGCAGCCGUUCAGGCCGCACGGUGGCGGGAUGCCAUGGCCCGGGAGGAGGCACAGGCAAAUGAGCAGGCGCAGGCGAGUACCAGCUCCGUACCACACACCCCUGCCGUAUCUCGCGUUUCCCCCGACCUCCUGUUCGUCGCCUUCUCCUAUGCGCCCCGCCCGGACGUCGUCGCGCUCGCACAGGUGUCGAAAACAUUUUCGCAUGCGGCGCUGCGUGCGCUGUAUGAAAACCUGGACCUGCGCGACGUGAGCGACGAGCGUGCGACGCAGUGCAUAGCAUCGCUCGCCUCGCGCCGGCCGACCGCCGCGCUCGUCCGUAGUUUCGCCUGCCGGACGCUCCCGCCGCCCGACGACUCGACGUCGUUCGCGACGGUCACAUUCGCGAUCGCGUUCAACAACAUGGACGGGCUGCGCGCGCUUACGCUCCCCCGGUUCGACGUCCGCAUACUGUCCCAUACGACGUUCUCCCUGCAACGUCUCGCGCUGCUCUGUAAAAACAUAUCCGGGCCCGAGUUCCACGCGCUCGUUGCAUGGCUUGCGCGACACCCGGAGCUCACCGCGCUCUCGCUCCCGCGGCUCGUCCUCCCCGCACUCCCAGCCCUCCCAGACACCUCCGCGCCUAAUACCCCGCAUACGCCUGAUACCCCGACUCAUGAAUCUGACGCCGCUGCCCCGACCUCAUCUACGUCUUCCAACUGCUCAUCUCCAUCGUCAUCGUCAUCACCAUCAUGUUCCCUCAUCCCGCCAACUGUGCUCCCGAAAUUGCGCAAGGUGCACGGUCCUGUAGUCUUAGCUGCUGCGCUCGCGCCCGGGCGGCCGUUGGAGAGCGCGAAACUCCCGAUCCAGGAUACGCUCUAUGACGGCCUCCGGCCAUCCGCUAUCAUGUCCGCGCUCGCGUCGGCGCGCGAGACGCUCCGCACGGUUACUAUCAGGCCGGUGUCGACCAAGAUCGACUCGCGCACGCUCGAGCGCGUCGUCAUGGCCGCGGGCGCGGAGCUGGGCGAGUUCGUCGAGACCCUGGAGAUACACUGGGUCAUGGACGACGAGACCCUGUACAAGCUCGUUCUUUCCGUGCUCGGGCGGUUCCGCCAUCUGCAGACGCUCCGGCUUCUGCGCGACUCACCGCCGCCGUUCCCGUCCUCGCCGUUACUGGAGUUCCCCCUGCCGCCCGCGUCGCCGCCGCUCUCCGCCGGGGCGCGUACCUCGAUCUCGUCCUUCUCGUCCGCGUUCCCGCCGGUGUCUGCGCGAAGCGGCCGGUCAGGGGGCAUGCUGGACACCCCGUUCCCGCGCGUGCACGAGCGCGCGCACCUGGCGCUCUGGAGCAAGACGUGCCCGACCCUCCGGCGCGUGUGGUUCCUGUCGGGCGCAGAGUGGACGGUGCUGCCGCGCAGUCCGGAAGAGGCUGCGUUCGGGCUCCCACCGUUUGAGUUCGUGGGGUACACGCAGGUGUAGGCUUCGGAGAACCUCGCCCUACGUCCUCAGCGUCUACGGCAGCGUGCUGUUGUUUUCGACGGCCGCCCUGUCCCUGCAUCUGCCAUCUGCCAUCCACCAUCCGCCUUGACCAUCUGCCGCCGUGCGGCCCCUGCAUCCCGCCCCAGCCUCGCCUACGCCCACGCCCGCCCGCAUCCACAUUCUUUUUCCCACGUCCCGAGUCCCGAGUCCCGAGUCCCCUACCUUAUCGCGCUCGAUCCCCCGCUCUGCUGCUCGCCCGUCUCCCUCUGCCACUGUGAUCCGCCCCAUCCAUCCGACUCCCAUUGCUUAGUGUAGAUCGGGCGCUCGCCCGUGCUCUGCUUCGUGUCUGUACAUGUCGCAUCGGCCGCGCGCGGGUGUGCGGGCGGCGCGGCACGCAAGUAUAAUAGCUCCUUACAUCGGUUCCUGCAUGGUCGCUCUCUGCUAUCUAACGACUAAUAUAUC